Lichtheimia ornata is the source of this 996-nucleotide messenger RNA. RefSeq lists its product as uncharacterized. Gene Ontology annotation, molecular function: oxidoreductase activity. The record is from RefSeq and is a predicted model, not a curated record. Bases 1 to 996 code for a protein of 331 amino acids. The transcript is spliced from 9 exons. NCBI's taxonomy places the organism in Eukaryota, Fungi, Mucoromycota, Mucoromycetes, Mucorales, Lichtheimiaceae.
AUGCGAGCAGUUCUUGUCAAGCAACCCGGUGACGCCCAACAACUUUACAUUGGCGAAUACCCCACUCCUACUCCCAAUGACUCCCAAAUUUUGGUCAAGGUCAAAUGCUUUUGCUUGAACCGAAUGGAUAUUGUUCAACGUCAAGGCAAUUACCCACCUCCUCCUGGUGCAAGCCCUCUUUUGGGUGUAGAAGUCUCUGGCAUCGUUGAAUCGGUUGGCAAAAAUGUGACCAAGUUCAAGGUUGGUGAUGCUGUUUUCGGUUUGAUGGGCGGUGGCGGUUAUGCAGAGUACGCUGUGAUGGAAGAAGCCCUUGCAUUGCAUAAACCCGAUGCUAUCAGCUUUGAGCAAGCUGCUGCCAUUCCCGAAACUUGGUUCACUGCCUAUCAAGCUCUCUUCUUUGUGGCCGGCCUCGAAAAGGGUCAAGAUGUCUUGAUUCAUGCUGGUGCUUCAGGCGUCGGCAUUGCUGCUAUUCAAUUGGCAAAGAAUGCUGGAGCUAAGCGCAUCUUCAUCACAGCCGGUAGUGAUGAGAAGGUUGCUUUCUGUGAGAGCCUUGGUGCUACAAAGGGUAUCAACUACAAGAAGCAAGAAUGGGCAGAGGAGAUUGCCAAGGAAACAUCCAACCGAGGUGUAGACGUGAUCAUCGAUUUCGUUGGCAAGGACUACUUUGAAAAGAAUCUCGGCACAUUGGCUGUUGAUGGUCGUAUGGUCCUUUUGGCGUUCCUUUCCGGCCCUGUUAUCGAAAAGGUCAACAUUGCCCCUAUGCUGAAAAAGCGUCUUAGAGUUGAAGGCUCUGCACUUCGCAGUCGCUCGCUCGAAUAUCAAAGCCGUUUGCGUGAUGCUCUUGCUCAACAUGUGAUUGAUGAGCACUUUGCAAAGAGUUCCAACGACUACAAGUUGUUCAUCGAGAAAGAAUUUGACUGGAACGAUAUCAUUGACGCACAUCUUUUGAUGGAAAGCAACAAGACCAUGGGCAAGAUUGUCGUAAAGGUCACCUAA